This is a messenger RNA of Nomia melanderi (Alkali bee), 5099 nucleotides long. It is a transcript of the gene Dgk, whose product is annotated as diacyl glycerol kinase 1. Gene Ontology annotation, cellular component: plasma membrane. Gene Ontology annotation, biological process: phospholipase C-activating G protein-coupled receptor signaling pathway. The record is from RefSeq and is a predicted model, not a curated record. NCBI's taxonomy places the organism in Eukaryota, Metazoa, Arthropoda, Insecta, Hymenoptera, Halictidae. Gene Ontology annotation, molecular function: ATP-dependent diacylglycerol kinase activity; calcium ion binding.
CUGAAAAUCGCGGAGAGUCAGUUAGUCGGUCUCGCGCCUCACGCGUGUGCGUGAUACGUUUACUUGUGGUUCGUUUAUCGUGUUCAGACGUGUUCCGCGUUCGCCGUGUACGUCCGCGAAAACGAAUUGACAACGUUCACCGUGACGAGAAAUUUCAUUGCAUCCGAUCCGCCGAGCCGGUGAAUACGAUCUGCAUCCGCAACGGGACGUCGCCGGUCCAUGACAAUGCCGGAAACUUAAAGGACGCUCCGAGGCGUCUGCUGCAAGACGAUGCAGAAAUGGUGACGAUCUUCAGCAUUCAUCGACCGGACGUUCGUCCUGUGGGAGAUCGAGAGCAGAAGUAAGAGAUGGCCUUUCACUGGGACAAGCUCUCGCCGGCGGAAUUUCAACAGCUCCAGGACUUGGCAGCUUAUUCCACGCGAAAGCUACAGGAUGUCCUCACCGAAUUUUGCGGUUCGGUAACAACGCCCAGCGGCGUGCCGAAAUACCAUCCGGAUGGGGAUAUUGACUACGAUGGAUUUCGCAAGUUCUUGGACACUUAUCUCGAAGUCGUGGCUCCUGACGAGCUCUCGCGACACCUUUUCCUUUCGUUCGUCAAGAGGGUGCCGCGUGGUGUCGAUGGGAAAGCUUUCAAGGAGAUGGCCGUGUUAUCGUCGACGACCGCCUGCGCCGCGAUCACAUCUCACACAACGUCGAGUAGCAACGUGAACAGCACCGGUUUACCUGGCGGAACGUCGACGGACAGCCAUGGUUCCUCCUUCGCUGACAAAAUUCAUGGGCUCACGGAGAAGCUGCAGGCUCUGGGACACCACAGAACGGAAAGCGAAGCUUCUACCAGGGCUCGCACAGGAAGCGUCCAUCCGAUACUAACGGUCCAGCACACGUCGUACAGCUGCCACGACGUCAUCGAGAAGAAGAGCACCGACAGCAGCCCUAGCCACAGCCAAAUGUCGCGGAAUUCGUCCCGGAAGUCGAACAAUUCGCUGCUCGUCAACAACGGGAAAUUGGAAGAGAUGAGACAUCUCGUCAGGAAACAAAGCACGAUAGACGUUCACUCGGUUAAAGUCAGUCUGAAGGACAUCGUGUGCUACCUGUCUCUUCUCGAAGCUGGCAGGCCAGAAGACAAACUGGAAUUCAUGUUCCGGCUGUACGAUACAGAUGGAAACGGUGUCCUUGAUACGAAUGAGAUGGACUGCAUUGUCAAUCAGAUGAUGAAUGUCGCGGAGUAUCUCGGAUGGGACGUCUCGGAAUUGAAACCGAUAUUGCAAGACAUGAUGAUGGAAAUAGACUACGACGCCGAUGGCACUGUGUCUCUGGAGGAGUGGAAGAGGGGCGGUCUCACGACGAUCCCGUUGCUGGUGCUGCUGGGACUCGAUUCCCACGUGAAGGAGGACGGGAAUCAUCUCUGGAGGCUAAAGCACUUCAGCAAGCCCGCCUAUUGCAAUCUCUGUCUGAAUAUGCUAGUCGGUCUCGGCAAGAAAGGACUUUGUUGCGUUUUUUGCAAGUAUACGGUCCACGAGAGAUGUGUACAGAGAGCGCCAGCUUCUUGCAUAGCGACGUACGUGAAAAGCAAGAAGACGUCGCAAACGAUGGCGCAUCACUGGGUCGAGGGUAAUUGUCACGGUAAAUGUUCCAAGUGCAGGAAGACCAUCAAGAGCUACAACGGUAUCACGGGCUUGCAUUGCAGAUGGUGUCAGCUGACUUUGCAUAACAGAUGCGUCUCGCAAGUGAGGACAGAAUGCACGCUCGGUGAAUACGCGGUGCAUAUUCUUCCUCCGACUGCGAUCUGUCCGAUCGUCCUGGACAGGCAGAGAUCGUUUUCCCGGGACAGUAAAAGGGGAAGCAAGCACGGCCAAGACUCGUCUUCCGUUAGCUCUACCGGGUUCUUAACUUCCGGUAACACGUCGAACCAGCAGCCAGCUAUGUCCUUCCAAAUCACGCCACCGCCGGAUAGCAUUCCCCUUCUGGUCUUCAUAAACCCGAAAUCCGGCGGCAGACAGGGCGAACGAAUGCUGAGGAAGUUCCAGUACAUAUUGAACCCGCGACAGGUUCACAACUUGGCCGUGGGCGGGCCGAUGCAAGGCCUGCAGAUGUUCAAAGACGUAGAGAACUUUAAAGUGAUCUGCUGCGGCGGCGACGGCACCGUCGGCUGGGUCUUGGAAACCAUGGAUCGCGUUCAAUUCGAACAUCAGCCGGCUGUAGGCGUCAUCCCACUUGGAACAGGCAACGAUCUCGCAAGAUGUCUGCGAUGGGGUGGUGGUUACGAGGGUGAAGCGAUUUACAAAGUCCUUAAAAAAAUAGAGAAGGCGACGCCCGUGAUGAUGGACCGCUGGCAAAUCGAAGUACUGGAUCAAAAGGACGAAAAGAAACCGAACCAAGACAGCAUACCGUACAAUAUUAUUAACAAUUACUUCUCCGUGGGCGUGGACGCCGCGAUCUGCGUCAAGUUCCACAUGGAAAGGGAGAAAAACCCAGAGAAAUUUAACAGUAGAAUGAAAAACAAACUGUGGUACUUCGAGUACGCAACCACGGAACAGUUCGCGGCCAGCUGUAAAAAUCUCCACGAGGAUCUUGAGAUCAUUUGCGAUGGAACGCCAUUGGAUCUGGCUCAUGGUCCUUCUCUCCAAGGAGUCGCAUUACUGAACAUUCCUUUUACUCACGGAGGCUCGAAUCUCUGGGGUGAGCACCAUUCGAGGCAUCGACUCGGCAAACGGAAAAAGCGACCGGAUAAGGAACUCAGCACCAGCAGCUUCAAUUCCGUGGAUCUGACGGCUGCGAUACAAGACAUUGGUGACAAUUUGAUCGAAGUGAUCGGUUUAGAGAACUGUUUGCACAUGGGUCAAGUGAAGACGGGUCUUCGCCAUUCCGGAAGAAGGCUGGCUCAGUGUAGCAGCGUCACCAUUACCACGACCAAGCGGUUCCCCAUGCAGAUCGAUGGCGAGCCGUGGAUGCAAGGCCCUUGCACUAUUCACAUAACGCAUAAGAACCAAGUCCCGAUGCUGAUGGCGCCCCCGCCGGAGAAAGGUCGGGGGUUCUUCCGUUUCCUGAAGAGGUGAACAAACCCGCGACGCGGAAACAUCCCUGAGGACCCGAAGGAACGAGUAAACAAGGAGUUCGCCGGAUCGUAGUUCUUGAACGUUGCCCCGCCCACGUUUUAUCUUUUCCCGAUUAAAGACAAGUUCAAGAGAAGCGUAUCAGUUCGCUCGUGCGUAUGUAAAACUGCAGUGCUUCAGUGCUCGUUCGAGCGUCAAUGGACGAGCUUCGAUGUAAACUCUUAGGUAUUCUUGUGUACAGUAUUUUUUGAGAACAAUAAUAAUAAAAGUGAAGGGAAACGCAUCUCUCAUCGUAGACUUAGGGUCAGCGGUAGGCUCUUGCUGAAGGGGUUCCGCGGUGCACGAUGCACGGCGAGCCGAGAGACGACAGAUAAAAGGGUUUCCGAUCGUUUUUGUAUUUCGUGUGACGCUUCCUCUGUUCCGAGUCCGAGUCUACCGCUUCGCACAGACGCAAGUACAAGCCCGGUGUAACGUCAAGCGUGUACACGCGCGGAGGAUUGCACGGUAUCAUGCAAAAGAGAAUAACCGCGUAUGUAGGUGACGAUACCUAGCCGACGUAAUUGUGACCUCUAUGAUCAUUGUUUCUCCUCGCACGACACGUAAGAAGCAAAUGUAACGAUUUCCUUUAACGCAGAGACAAGAUUGUAGUCGAAUAACUCGAGGAUGAACGGACCUCCUAGAGAAGUAUUGGGUUGAGUUACAGAUGACUUGUUCUUUUCACGUUCAUGUCAAUCCGACACCCUUUACCGUUCAAUUAUUUCUUAGUUUUCUUGUUCACCGUUUACGGCGAAAGUUGUUUCUAACUCAACGCAAUAAGGUUUGUUACAAUGGCGUAGCGUGGAAGUUAAUUUUUAUCAAUUAAGUGUUGAGUACGUCCGUUGUAUGUUAUAUACGUGUAUAUAUUUAUUUGUAGGAUAUCUUUUCGCGUUCACAGUCCGUACACCCUCGACUUACACCGCACGGUAUACAAUUCUCAGAUCGCUCCUCUUUUUUGCACGACUCCGUCCAACAAUCAAAUGAUCUUAUACUUUCCUCUCUUAACGUUAGGGAUUUUUCUACGGAAGCUUAGUCGUAACAGCUUAGACGUAACUCGUGAUCGAUUUUAUUUAUUUAUUUAUUUAUUUAUUUAUUGGUGCGAUUUAUUUAUUUAUUUUUUUAUCCAUACGCUGGAUAGCAAUAUAUUGUAAGCAUAUCAGCGAGACAAUGCACGAAUGUGCGAAGCACGUCGAUCAGUGCAAUUUUUUUAAGUAGACCGUUAAGUUUUAGUCUGUUUCUUUCUUUUUUUGUUAUCUACUGUUACCUAUUACACGCUGGCUACCCAUUACGACGUCCACGUAUAACGAUUGCAACUGUGCAAGAUGUGAAAAAGGAAACGAAAAACGUGUAAGUUUAAAUCUCGAAGGUGAUAAAAAAAUGUGGAUCUUUUUUAAUUUAAUUUUAUCUGACUGGAAUGAAAAUAGAUCCUGAUAACGAAUCAUUUCACAUUCUGUACUGCUACGUUGAACGAGUAAAGCACGAAAGUGGAUCGUAUAAUGGCUACCGUAUCCUUAGCUAUUAGGUACAAUGUAUUACUGAGUUUGAUCGAAAUCGGAUUAGCCAACGUGUUAGAUUAUAAUCAGUAUUGCAGUUUACAUCAAAUUUUCGUACGAUUCUCCUCUUCCUUUCUCUUUUGCCACCCGAGAGUUAACAAGCAUUUCGUCGCGUAGCGCGUACAAGCGCUACCGCCAUUUUGUAGUAUUCUCGUAGCCACACAACUUGUCACCGCGAGUGCUCCGAAAUGCCGUAUCUUCAUUUUCAUUUAUCCCCUUGUUGUACACCUGUUAUUCCGUCGAGAAUAAAAUGAACGAAUGAAUGUCAACUGUUGCGCAAAUUUAUGUACGACCGUUCGCAAGCAUUUUUGGAAUUUUCCGUCCGGAAGUAGCGUAUGUAAAUAAUAAACUGGUUCCCGUCAUUGUUGCUUUUAUUCAGUUAUUGCUAGACUGUGGAUGUUUAUGCGUGUUUAUAAUCUACGAAAACCACAAUUAAUGAAACAUUUGCAUUUCCUAU